Molecule: messenger RNA, 801 nt
Organism: Dermacentor silvarum
Lineage: Eukaryota; Metazoa; Arthropoda; Arachnida; Ixodida; Ixodidae
Exons: 7
Coding region: 28-801 (257 amino acids)
Source: RefSeq, a predicted model, not a curated record
CGGUGCUCAACCUUGGGCAGAUUUAAUAUGACACUGCUGAUGCUGCUGAUCGUGUUUUCUACUUGGAAGAUCAGACUUAUCACAGCAUCCUGUCCAGAUAAUGAGGAACCAGUUUUUUGCUGGAGCAGUACUAAUGUUCCGCAAAAAUAUUGCACCGGCGUCAAUCUACAACAUAAGUGGUGGUGCAGAAAGUCAAGUUAUGGAAGAUGUGCGUGCAAAUCUACUCUAUUCAGACGAAAUGAUGGGAAAUGCGUUAGCGAAGAACAAUGUGAUGACACGUCAGGACAAGGUGGCCCAAAACGUCACAAGCGGCCUCCAGAGCAGCAAGGAGAUUCCUAUGAAAUACCGGAGGAGCUACGGGGAUCACCAUUAGAAGUCUACAGAACGGUUUUAGAGUUUGUUCAGCAAAAUGAAACUCUUUAUGCCGUAAUGAUGACAAAUGAUGAUUUGCCCCGUACAUUCAAAAACGCGGGAAAAUGCUUGAAAUCUGAAUAUAUUACCAAAACUAGCAGCGGAGCUCUGCGCUUAUUGGAGUGUUUCAAGGAAGUGCCAAGGAAAACGGCUCCUUCCUCGGUUGCCAACGGCACAUCCGUUCGACCUGAUCAGUACGGCGAGGUAGAGUUUGAUGUCCUUCGUGAUAAGUAUCAAGUGACUAUCGCUCUCAGCCUCAAUCAACGUGAUAACUCUGCAGCAGAAGAUGGUGAAUAUGGUGAAUAUGACUUACGAGAAAGAUUCUUUGUUUUUGAUGUUACAAACACCUGUUUACUUUUAAAUUACGGAAGCUGGGGUAAACGUGAGUAG